Molecule: messenger RNA, 225 nt
Organism: Laccaria bicolor S238N-H82
Lineage: Eukaryota; Fungi; Basidiomycota; Agaricomycetes; Agaricales; Hydnangiaceae
Exons: 2
Coding region: 1-225 (74 amino acids)
Source: RefSeq, a predicted model, not a curated record
AUGGGUUCUGAUUUCUGCUCAGCCCCAGCUACUUCUGUGGAUGCAGAGCAAGCAUUCUCCACUGGUCACCAUCAGAUCAAUUUUACCCAGCACAAUAUCAACUCUCAAACAUUCAAAGCAGAAAUGGCUCUUGGAUCCUGGAUUAAAUCCCCCCUCUACCCAGGCUUCAAUAAAGUUACACAAAUGAUUGAAAAAAAGAUGGACAAUGAUUUCUUUUCCUCUUGA